This is a messenger RNA of Propithecus coquereli (Coquerel's sifaka), 1291 nucleotides long. RefSeq names its product 5-hydroxymethylcytosine (hmC) binding, ES cell-specific (gene HMCES). Bases 32 to 901 code for a protein of 289 amino acids. Gene Ontology annotation, biological process: DNA damage response. The record is from RefSeq and is a predicted model, not a curated record. Gene Ontology annotation, molecular function: single-stranded DNA binding. The transcript is spliced from 6 exons. NCBI's taxonomy places the organism in Eukaryota, Metazoa, Chordata, Mammalia, Primates, Indriidae.
UGCAGACUCAUCCGAGCGUAUCAUUGCUCCCAUGCGAUGGGGCUUGGUCCCGUCUUGGUUCAAAGAAGAUGACCCUUCCAAGCUGCAGUUCAACACCACCAACUGUCGCAGCGAUACCAUUAUGGAGAAACAGUCGUUCAAGGUGCCCCUGGGAAAGGGGCGGCGCUGUGUCGUCCUAGCAGAUGGAUUCUACGAGUGGCAGAGAUGCGAGGGAACAAACCAGAAGCAGCCGUACUUCAUCUAUUUCCCCCAAAUCAAAACAGAGAAGUCCGGCGGCGUUGGCGCCGCAGACAGUCCUGAGAACCAGGAGAAAGUCUGGGACAACUGGAGGCUGCUGACCAUGGCCGGGAUCUUUGACUGCUGGGAGCCCCCGGCGGGAGGCGACGUCCUGUAUUCGUACACCAUCAUCACAGUGGACGCCUGCGAACGCUUGAGGGACAUCCACCACCGGAUGCCCGCCAUCUUGGACGGGGAGGAGGCCGUGUCUAAGUGGCUGGACUUCGGCGACGUCUCCGCUCAGGAAGCCAUGAAGUUCAUUCGGCCCACAGAGAACAUCGCCUUCCAUCCGGUUUCUCCCGUGGUGAACAACUCGAGAAACAACACUCCCGAGUGUCUGGCCCCUGUCGACCUGGCGGCCAAAAAGGAGCUCAAGCCGAGUGGCAGCAGCCAGAAGAUGCUGCAGUGGCUGGCCACCGAGUCACCCAAAAAGGAAGCUCCAAAAACCCCCGAGAGGGACGAGUCAGGCGCGCUGCAGUGGUCCAGCCAGUUCUUGCAGAAGAGCCCGUUCCGGCCCAGGAGAGGCGAGGCGGGGCUCCUGAGACGGUGGCUGUUGCGGGAAGACGACGAGGAGGAGGAGGAGGAGGAGGAGGAGCCUGCGGCCAAGCGGCCUCACAGCCAGUGACACGCACGCACGGGACUUUCAGAGACCGGGGGCGGCGUCGCCUGCAGCCCCUGCUCUUGCCGACGACAGCUUCUUGCAUCGUAUGUGUGUGUCUGGUUUAGGAAGAGUUGGCACAGUUCUCGUUGACAGUUGUGCGCUCGCGGGGAAGUGGCCACCGCGGCCGUGACUCGGAGCCCCCAGUGGGGUGCUGGGGGGGGCAGCCUUGGAAGAACAGGUGGCCGCUGCCACUGCUGGCUGAGCACAGCCAAUGGGGCCACUGUGCCCGCGCCGUUUCCCCGUGGGGCCUUCUCUGCAGCCCGGCUGACCGGCCGGGAGCUCUCAGCCCUGAACGGGCAGCCGAUGGGCGCUUUCUGUGUGUUAGAAGUUAGAUGUUCUUGAAACGUAUUUUUU